Penaeus indicus is the source of this 5970-nucleotide messenger RNA. It is a transcript of the gene Pgant1, whose product is annotated as polypeptide N-acetylgalactosaminyltransferase 1-like. Gene Ontology annotation, molecular function: polypeptide N-acetylgalactosaminyltransferase activity. Gene Ontology annotation, biological process: protein O-linked glycosylation. Gene Ontology annotation, cellular component: Golgi apparatus. The transcript is spliced from 11 exons. NCBI's taxonomy places the organism in Eukaryota, Metazoa, Arthropoda, Malacostraca, Decapoda, Penaeidae. The record is from RefSeq and is a predicted model, not a curated record. Bases 1 to 1416 code for a protein of 471 amino acids.
AUGUGGGCCUCUCCAUGCAGGGAGGUCCGCUACGACGCCGACCUUCCCUCCGCCUCCGUCGUCAUCAUCUUCACGAACGAGGCCUGGACGCCCCUCAUCCGCACCAUCUGGUCGGUGCUCACGCGGUCGCCCUCCAGGUUCCUCAAGGAGAUUGUGCUCGUCGACGAUUUCUCCGAUCGAGCUGAACUUGGCGAGAAGCUUGACCUGUACCUGAAGUACCGCCUCCCCCCCCUGGUGCGGCUGGUGCGGCUGCGGGAGCGCCACGGGCUGAUUCGGGCGCGGCUGGCGGGCGCGCGGGCGGCCACCGGGGACGUCCUCAUCUUCCUCGACUCUCACUGCGAGGCCAACGAGGAGUGGAUGGAACCCUUACUCCAGAGAAUCAAGGAGAGCCGUUCUGCUGUGGUCGUUCCUAUCAUAGAUGUGAUCGAUGACAAGACACUCGAAUAUUACAAUGGCAAUGGGCGUUACUUCCAGGUGGGAGGUUUUACGUGGAGCGGCCAUUUCACCUGGAUUGAAAUCAGUGACGCAGAGCAGAAGAGACGAGGCAGUCCAGUUGGGGCAACCAGAUCACCUACCAUGGCAGGUGGAUUAUUUGCCAUCGAGAGAAAUUACUUCUGGGAAGUUGGCAGCUAUGACAACGGAAUGGAUGUUUGGGGAGGAGAGAAUCUCGAAAUGUCCUUCAGGGUCUGGAUGUGCGGGGGCACCUUGGAGACGAUCCCCUGUUCCCGUGUCGGCCACAUUUUCCGUUCGUUCCACCCCUACACGUUCCCCGGAAACAAGGACACCCACGGACUCAACACCGCGAGGCUGGCUGAGACCUGGAUGGACGACUACAAGAGACUGUUCUACUUGUAUAGGCCAGAGCUGCAGAAUGCAGACUGGGGUGAUAUCAGCGAGAGGAAGGACUUGAGGAACCGCCUUCAGUGCAAGAGUUUCAAGUGGUACCUCGAAAACAUUUACCCAGAGAAGUAUAUCCUCGAUGAAGAUGUUUUUGCCUUUGGUCGUCUUCGUAACAAUGCAACAAAACCAGAUAUAUGCUUAGAUAACCUGCAAAGGAACGAGAAGAGCGCAUAUGAUAUGGGACUCUACAACUGCCACACCUUUGUAGCGUCCAGCCAGUUUAUUAGCAUGUCCAAAAAUGGGGAGCUCCGUAGAGAGGACGUGUGUGCCGAGGUUCCCGUAUUCUCCACACAGGCUGUGGAAAAGGUCAGAAUGGUGCGUUGUCAUGGCAAGCGCGGGAAUCAGGAGUGGUUGUUGGCAAAGACCGGGCACAUCAUACACAAAGCCACAAACAAAUGCUUGGACAGAGGAGACAAGCAGGCCAUGGACGAUGUGUUCGUGACAACCUGUGCAAACACAAGGACGCAGCAGUGGUGGUUCGAUCAUUACCUGCCUGUCAGCUCAUACUAUCCUUGAGAUGUGACAGGACUGUAGCAAGAUUAUUUUUAUUAUUAUUAUUAUUAUGUUUGAUUUUUUAACACUUUAUUUAUGGUAGUGUCUUUUACAUCUUUUUUAGAAUUCAUGCAUCAGGGAAAUAGUAUGAUUUUCAGCAGUGGAGAGGCAGAACUCUAGAUUAUGUGUCAUAAAGGCUCAAACUCCUACAUUAGUGAAAAUGAUACCAUACCCUGUAAACCAAAAUUAAAUGUGUAUGAUAGAUUUUGUAAUCUCUCUUGUUUUAUAGAUAAUAAUAAUGAUUAUGAAACACCUAUAAACCCAGUCAAGAAUGUAUGUGUCACGAAUGCAAGUAAUAUCUGUGAUUUCUGAAUUCCACACAAGUUAUGUGAAUGUCCUCAUAGAGCGUAAUCAUAGGGUGGAUUUUGUCUUAAGCUGGCCAGUUUUAUACGAAUAAGAUGAGGACUCGGAGGUUGAGACAGAAAUAGUCAUAUGAUACUGAUAUUCAGUCGGUAGUGAGCUUUUAUACAUAUUUAUAUAUAUAUGAAAGUGGGCAGCGAUGUCUUUAAAUUAGGAGACGUAAUUUUUUAGGGUUUGACCUCUAAUGAGCGUAAGACGGUGUCAUAAGAUGAUACAGUAUCAUUGAACAUUGUUAUUCUUUCCUUUCAAAGAACGUGAUGUCAUUAGCAUUUUAUUGUUCUUCUUUCCUUUCCAAGAAUGUCAUGUGAUUAGUAUUUUAUUUAUAUAUACAUAUUUGAAAGACCUUGGCCACAAAUAAGAUUCAGGUCAUACCAGUCAGAUGUUUAGGAUAGAUUGGAAAUGACAUAUAAAUAACAAUGAAAACUGUGAGCCAGUCCUGAACUGGGUACCAAGGGUGCUUGCAGUACUGUGCACUUCAUUUUGCAGGAUAAUGAUAUUAUGUUGUCUGCGUAAUGCAAGUACGAAUUUGUUGAAGAAUAAGGGUCGUCAUAUGAGCUGACAAAAAAAAAGGAGGAAAAUGAAUCAGCAGUAAAAUUAGACUCAUUGUGAUUUAGAGGAAAUCUAUACAGAUGUAUUUUUUUCCAUUGUGAAGGAUACAAAGACAAGCCAGUCAGCUUAUUUUUAUUAUCAUUUCAUUACUAUUUACUCUUUAUUUUAUUCUUCUUUGGCCAGCUUUCAGCUAGUAGAGUCUGUUGAUUUCUGCCACCUUUUAGAUUUAUUGAAGAAAAUGAAAGUGCAUUUGCCUCUUUUUUAAUAUGUCGACCUUGCAAAGAGGACAGCACUUUCAAACUUAUAUGAUAAACAUGUUGAAGUAAGGACUGAGCCGUUCAAAAUGUGAUAAGAAUUAUACUAACACUUUUAAUUUUUUUAUUAACUAAUUUGCUUUUUUGUACAUGUAUAGUGGUAUGCAUAUUUUCUGUUUUUUGCAUAAUUUGUUUGCAAAUAACUGGUGUUUCCAAGGAGAGCAAUGGUUACCAGAAAUAUUUAACAUAUAUUUAGAUAAUGUUUGAAAUCUUUCUCAUUAAGAAUGUUUCUUUUGCCUCCUAUGAUUUAACAUUCUUAUGAUGUUUUGUUCUAUGGUUAUAGAGAAUUCAUGGCAAGUUCAAUCAAUUGAAUUUUUUUUUUAUAUGGGAUGUGUGAUUUUGUUUUGAUUCUCUUCACAAUAGUCAAGUGAAAUGAUGAAGUAGAAUAUUAAGACAUACUUCAGAGAACCUCAGUUUUUAGUUACCCAAUAAUUUCUCAAUUUUCCCCCCCCAUGUUUCUUUCAAAGUGGGAAUGCAAUAGCUGUGUUGAUUGAUUUUUGUUUAUAUUUAAUAUAUUUUAUACCUGUGUUUGAUUGAUUUUUGUUUAUAUUUAGUGUAUUUUAUUUAUUCAUUUAUUUUUUUCCAUUUUAUCAUGAGUCAGUAUUGAGGUGCCUUUUAGAGUGAUAGUGACAGUGACGUGGAUUUCCGCACCGACACCAUUCCAUCCAUGUAUUAUUGUUUUGUGUUUAGUUUUACACACAAUGUAUGAUCAUUAUUACAUUUGCAUAAAUUGUAACAUGAGGUACAUUCCACUCUAUGUGAUCCUGUGUAUCUUAGUGUGUAUGUGCAGUAUAUGUAUGGUGUAAUGAGGAAUGUAUGUUCUGAACUCUGUACAAAUGCCAAAUGCACCAUGUAAGUCUGUUUCACUGACUCUGUUGAAUUAACAUGGGUUUUGGGUCAGUAAAAUGGGUCUUUUCAAAUGAUUGCUGGAAUAGUAUGAUAAAGCACUGGUCAAGUGUGUUUUAGUUGCAAUACACCAAUUUUCGGGUGAAUUAUGGCCCUUCGUUGACUUGAGUUUCGCACUUGGGUCCUUGGAAUAGACUGUAAGUGGCAUAUGUACUGUCAUGUUGUGUUGCUGCCUAAGGAAAACAAAAACAAAAUGAAUGUAUGGUUAUAUGGCAAGUUAAUAUUGCACUGGUGAAUUGGAGGGCUGUUAUGUUGAUACUAAAUUUGAUUGUGACAACAGGUUUAUAACAAGGACUUUAGCUUUUUUCGAAGUAAUGAAUUCCAAAUUUGUGUUUUCUCAUCUCUUUUGCUCUCUCUUCUUCUUUUACAUUUUGUUUUUCCUCCUCUAUCAUAGUGUGUUGCUUUUUUUCCAUCCUGUCUGUAGAGUAUCUUCUUGAAUUAACCUGGACAUUAAACUGAUUCAGACAGAGACACAUAUCCAUUUGCUCUAGGAAGAAGAAACUUUCAGAGUGAAGUACUUGCAUGGAAAUGAGAAUAGUUGUUUCUUGUAAGGUGUGAAAUGAAAUGAGCCACAUACAGGGGUAAUAUUAGACUGCAGCAAAUACCUGUGCAGAGUGUAUCAUAUUGAUACGCAGAUAUAAGUUUUGCACUAGGAGUUUAGCAUAUAGGAUAGCUUUCACUGUGAGUGUGUGAUUCGUUGGAGAUAGAUUUAGGUACUGUUACGGUGCUGAAAUUCCUAAGUUAGAGUAUUUCGAUCUGCUCUGUGAGUGCAGCUUUCGUCUUUCAUUGCUUCAUACCCCAUUUCUCCUCUUUUUUUUUCUUUUUUUCCACUUUAUUGUUAUUAAUGUUCUUAUUCUUCUGCUUCUACCUCCUUUUCCUCUUCCUCACCUCCUUAAAGGUAUUGUUCAUUCCAGUGUGCACAGAUUAUGUUAAAGCCAGCUAAGGUAUUUAUCUUUAACUUUUGAGUAUUUCCAAAGUGGAGAUGAUAUACUUUAUCUGAAGAACUAAAUUGUGAGAAUGGUAAAUUUUGCUCUAUUUUUAUAUAUCUAAUAGUCAUUUGUACUGAAAGCUACUUUACAGCCAAAUCAAAUAUCAAUAUUCAACAAAUAUAGACAGUUCAUUGCAUUUUUAAAUGAAGACAGUUUUUAAACAUGGUUUUGGUUUGAAAUGUUUACUCCUUUUUAUUAUUAUUAGCGGUGGAGAACAAAAAUUAGACAUAGGGUGUCAUUCUGUCCAUAUUUGUUCCAAAAAGUAAUAAGCAAAAAAUAAGCAGACAAAUUGUGAAAAGAAGUGCAUGGAAUUUUGACACAUAAAGCUUUUUUCUUCUUGCCCGAGAACAACAUAGUUAAGAAAUGUCGUCAUUUAUAUGGUGUGCAAUAAAUGACAAGAGAGGAAAGUUCCAGAAAACAAGAUACACAUGCACUUGGACUUUGAUAUAUGAUUGAAAUAUUGAUAGCAAUGUAUGUUGCAAUUAUUGGGUGAAACUUUGAAAUAAUAUAUUUUUUAUUCCAAUUUUAUAUAUCAAAAGAUUUAUGACUGUUGUUUUGUUACACAUGAUCAGAAAUAUAAGGUUUUUUUUUUUUCUUUUUUCUCUUCUUUUUAAUAUAAUUCUUGUCUGUUAUGUUGUUAGUUGUUAAUAUGCAGGAUAAUUUUAGGAAUAAUUAAUUUGUCGAUUUUUGUCCCAAGGGGAAAUCUCAGAUAUCUUUGGAUUAUCAUAAAACAUUCACUGAUUUCCUCUAGACUCUCAAAUUAGGCAGCUUGAAAAUAUUUAAAAGUAAAUCAUGAAACCUGAAAAUAAAAGCAAAGAAUAUCCAGAUUUUGUAAGUAUUUGUCAAUAAUAUUGUUUCAAGUUAUUUUAAGAUAUGUUAUUAAACAUGCAAGUGAAGAAACUUAUGAUUUUAUAUAUCUAUAUUUCAUAGUCUUCUCGUACAAGGAUAUAUUUCUGUCCUUUUUUUCAUUCUCCUUGCAAUUUUGAACAUAGAAAAGAUAACAUAUGAUAAAUAGAAAUGAUAAUAAAGUGGGUAAUUCCAAUAUUCUCUGUCAUGUAUUCCUUGACUUACGAGCAUUUUUCGUUCCAAUAGUUGAUAAUGACAAAAAGGCUUUAGGAGUAACGCAUGCACUCAGGAUCUUAAAGAGCUUUUAUGUGAUGGUUAUAAUUUCUUUGAUUUUUUUUAUUUUUUUUUUAUUUUGUGAAUGUGUUAUUUUUCUUACAUUUAUUUAUUUUGGUCUGGCUGUCAGCUUGUGAAUGGUUCUGUUUUAUUUUGAUGCAGGCACUGAUUUUCUAAACUUUGUGAUAGGUGAUUUUUUUUUUUUCAUUGUCCAGUAUUUAUGCACCAUGUGUGUACAUAGUGAUGGAAUGAGGGUGUGAGUAAAGGUUAUUUUUCAUAAA